Molecule: messenger RNA, 846 nt
Organism: Trichoplusia ni (cabbage looper)
Lineage: Eukaryota; Metazoa; Arthropoda; Insecta; Lepidoptera; Noctuidae
Product: 17-beta-hydroxysteroid dehydrogenase 14-like
Exons: 1
Coding region: 45-803 (252 amino acids)
Molecular function (GO): oxidoreductase activity
Source: RefSeq, a predicted model, not a curated record
UAUCGGUUUUAAUUUUGCCAGAAAAAGACAUUACCCGAUAAGUCAUGAAUUUUAACGACAAAGUGGUUAUCGUGACCGGCAGCAGCUCUGGUAUUGGAGCCGCUAUUGCCAUCGAAUUCUCCGCCCUGGGCGCAAACGUGUGUUUAGUUGGACGAAACCAGAAAAAACUGGAUGAAGUCGCGAAGAAAUGUAAUAAUCCGUUAGUGCUGGUUGCUGACGUUACUCAAGAUAAAGAUAUCCAAAGGAUUGUCAAUGAGACCGUCAGAUACUUUGGAAAGCUUGACAUCCUCGUCAACAAUGCUGGGAUGGGUAGUUCAGCUAGCAUCAAGUCUGAGACUGCUAUGGCUGUGUUCGAUAAGAUCAUGAACACAAACCUCCGCUCUGUUGUAUACCUAACCCAUCUUGCCGCACCGCACAUCAUCAAAACAAAAGGCAACAUUAUAAACAUAUCUAGUGUUUUAGGGCUACGUGUGUUAAUGGCAGACAGUUUCGCCUACAAUACUUCGAAGGCUGGAUUAGACCACUUCACCCGAUCAGUUGCGGCUGAGCUAGCUUCUGAUGGCGUACGUGUUAAUUCUGUUAAUCCCGGACCAGUAUUCACGGAUAUUUUAGAAAAUUCCGGUGCCAACGAGGCUAUACAAAAAGCUAUUUUUGAUAAAAUGAAGCAAGGGACAGCAUUGAAUCGUAUUUCAGAGCCAUCAGAGAUUGCUGAUUUAGUCAUCUUUUUGGCAAGUGACAAAGCGAGAGCUAUUACUGGUUCUGUGUACGUCAGUGAUAAUGGUUAUCUCAUAAAAACUGCCUAAAUUAUGUUUAUGUUUGAAUUUAAUAAAAUAAUUAUUUAUUUUU